GUGGUGUGACACUGUGUAGGCGCGGCGUUUCAUUCCAGUGGCGAGCUCGACGCCGCGCCAGCGCCACUAUAUAUACGAUGGAGUCCACUUGCUCACGCAUCAUCAGCGUCACUCUCCUCCCUUCCUCCCGUUCCCUCCCCGCCCAAGGCACGAACAGCAGGGGGGAGAUCUAAGCGCCGCGGCGCACGCCGAACGGCAGUUCAUAUAUAUGAUGGUGAAGAACCCAAGCAGCAAUGGCGUUCUCACGGCGGCGGCCGCCUUUUCCGACAGCAAGGCCAUGCGGGAGAGCGGCAAGGCGGCGGCGGCGAGGCCGUACAAGGGGGUGCGGAUGCGGAGCUGGGGGUCGUGGGUGUCGGAGAUCAGGGCGCCCAACCAGAAGCGCCGGAUCUGGCUCGGCUCCUACGCCACUCCCGAGGCCGCGGCGCGCGCCUACGACGCCGCGCUGCUGUGCCUCAAGGGCUCCGACGCCGUCCUCAACUUCCCUUCCUCGUCCGCGUCCUCGACUCACCGGCGUGCUGAUGACAGCAGCGGCGGCCGCCCGGACGACGACGACCCGGGUGCCAGCGGCGGCAUGUCGCCGAGGUCCAUCCAGCGCGCCGCGGCCGCGGCUGCCGCGGCGUUCGGCGACGCCGCCGGCAUCGGCGCCAGCGCGACGACGACGCCGACGCCUGCCUCGCUGUCGACGCAGGGCAGCACCGAUCACGCCCACCAGGAGCACGCGACGGCAUCAUCGUCUGCCGCGGACGACAGCACAGGCUCGCCGCCCGGCGGGGAGGAGCUGUGGACGGACCUGGAGGCAUUCGCCUCGCCCAAGUCGAUGGAUCUGAUAGACACCGGCGCCGCGCCGUUCCCGUCGUCGGCGUGGGAGGAGCCCGAGGACGACGGCGAGCUGAUGAGGCUGUGGAGUUUCUGCUAGGCCUCGCGCUCUCUAAAGAUCGAUCGCAAUGCAGUGAGCGUACAUGCAUUGCUCCAUCUUUUUUCUUGUCGACGACAUUGCAAGGAGAGUGCCUAGCUAGGUUCAUGCAUGCGCAGCUUCCACCAAAGAUUCUUUUGUUUUUUUACAUAAGAUAAAACAAGAUAAAUAUUAAUUACCUGUACUCAUCUGGACAUGGAUUGUUGAGCGAGCGAGAGCCGAGAGCAUCGGAUACUUCUGCUAGAUUUGCCUCCAUUUUGUUUAAAGAUAGAAUUAUUAGUACAGUUUUCGCGAUUGCUUAAUCUAAUCAGAAAGUGCUCGGAAGGACACGCGCUGUGUCUCUGUCUCCUGAGGCUUCGCGUCUAAGCAUUUUGCGGUUCACACUAGCUAGCGCUGUGCUGUACUGCUGCUGGUGUGUAUCAUAGUUUUUGGUGUUGUAAAGGUGAACGCACACGAUGCUUUUGA
Zea mays is the source of this 1378-nucleotide messenger RNA. RefSeq names its product ethylene-responsive transcription factor ERF012. Gene Ontology annotation, molecular function: DNA-binding transcription factor activity; DNA binding. Lineage: Eukaryota; Viridiplantae; Streptophyta; Magnoliopsida; Poales; Poaceae. Gene Ontology annotation, biological process: regulation of DNA-templated transcription. The record is from RefSeq and is a predicted model, not a curated record. The transcript has a single exon. Bases 209 to 916 code for a protein of 235 amino acids.